GACUGACGUUUCGUGGACUGUUCACAGAACUCAAAUUUAUGGGUUUCAAAUGUUCUGUGUCAUCUGUUUCUGACGUUUUAUGUUCAAAGGAUUUGAGGUUAGGUCACUCACUGUACGGUGAAGGUGUAAAGUUGGAGGUGUAUUGGAGAUACAUAAAGAUUGAAUAUUAGGUAAAUUAGAAGAAAUCACCAUUCAAUUAAAAUGAGUAUUGACAUUUCAAAUUAUAAUAGAGAAGCCGAUCUCAUGCAAGAUGAAAUUCACUUACUGAAAAAGUCACUAGUUGAGUUGAAGAACAAUAUUGAUAAUCACCAAUCAAUACCUAAUGAUGAUUCUGCAUCAGCAUUGAACAAAUUGGUUGUAGAGAACACAAAACUGAAACAUCGUCUUGCUGUACUCAAUAGGGCAGUGGCAGAGCUAUCAGCUAAGAAAACUCCAGUAGACAACACCAGAAUGCAAAGCAUAAAUGACAUUUUAACGGAUAUAUUCUCAACAGCAAUAUCUCGAGCCUUUCCUGACCUUACUGAUCCCCCUAUUGUUAUUGCUUUGUCUGGGUCAAACCCCAAAUUCGGAGAUUAUCAAUGUAAUUCUGCCAUGCCCUUGUCCAACAUAUACAAGCAAUCAGGGAAAAAAGUUGCCCCAAGGGACCUGGGGCAAAAAAUAAUCGACAAUGUAGAAUCACAUGAAAUUAUCGAGAAACUAGAACUAGCCGGACCUGGAUUCAUAAAUGUUUACCUGAAUAAACAGUUCGGUCUGAAAAAUUUGUCAACUAUUUUCGUGCAUGGGGUCAAUCCACCCCAGCUACCAAGAAAGCUCAAUGUCUUGGUAGACUUUUCUUCGCCGAAUAUUGCUAAAGAAAUGCACGUGGGUCACUUGAGGUCAACGAUCAUAGGUGACAGUAUAUGCAGAUUAUUGGAAUUCUUGGGUCACGAUGUGCUGAGGAUCAAUCAUGUUGGAGAUUGGGGGACGCAGUUUGGGAUGUUGAUUGCUCAUCUCCACGACAAAUAUCCCGAUUUCCAUGAAAAGUCUCCGCCUAUCGGCGAUUUGCAAGCGUUUUAUAAGGAAUCUAAACAGAGAUUUGAUGAAGACGAGGAUUUCAAGAAAAGGGCUUAUGCCAGCGUGGUGAAGCUUCAAUCUUUCUAUCCCAUAUACAAGAAGGCCUGGGAGUUGAUUUGUGAUGUUUCUCGAAAAGAAUUCCAAAGAAUCUAUGACAGGCUAGACAUAAAGCUCAUCGAACGAGGAGAAUCCUUCUAUCAAACCAGGAUGGAGGCCAUAGUGAAAGACCUGCAAGCGGGAGGCUACUUGGAGGAAGACGAGGGCCGCAAGGUGAUGUGGGGCAGCCAGGGCGGUCAGAAUAUCCCGCUCACCGUCGUCAAAUCAGACGGCGGUUUCACCUACGACACAUCCGAUCUGGCGGCGCUGAAGCAGCGGGUGGACGAAGAAAAAUGUGACUGGAUUAUUUAUGUGACGGACGCAGGGCAAGCUACGCAUUUCAACACUUUGUUCGGUUGCGCUAGGAAAGCAGGGUUAUUGACUGAAAAAAUUCGAGUGGAUCAUGUUGGUUUCGGCGUGGUCCUCGGUGAGGACAAGAAGAAGUUCAAAACGAGGUCCGGGGAUACGGUACGAUUGCUGGAUUUGCUGGACGAAGGGUUGAAAAGGGCGCUGGAUAAACUCAAGGAAAAGGAAAGGGAGAAGGUUUUGACUCCUGAAGAACUCAAACAAGCCCAAGAAGCCAUCGCCUAUGGCUGUAUCAAGUAUGCCGAUUUAUCACACAACAGGAAUCAUGAGUACGUUUUCUCUUUCGAUAAAAUGUUGGAGGACAAAGGCAACACUGCCGUUUACCUUCUAUAUGCGUACACAAGAAUCAGAUCCAUCGCCAGGAACGCUAAUUUCACCCCCGAAAAGAUCAAGGAACUAGCUAAAACUUGUCAGAUAUCUUUGGACCACGAGAAAGAAUGGAAAUUAGGGAAAGUUCUCUCUCGUUUUCCUGAUGUUUUGUUGAAGAUUACGAAAGAUUUGUGUUUGCAUCACAUUUGUGAAUAUAUGUAUGAAAUAUCGACUACAUUUACUGAAUUUUAUGAUAGCUGUUAUUGUAUAGAGCGGGACUCUUCAGGUGAUGUUGUUAAAGUCAAUCAUGGUCGGAUCUUGUUGGCUGAAGCUACAGCUAUGAUUUUGGAAAAGUGUUUUAGCAUCAUUGGUAUGAAACCUGUAUCUAGGAUGUGAAAUGAUAAUAAACCGUUUGUAUACUUUGUUGAAAAACCCGU
Molecule: messenger RNA, 2261 nt
Organism: Phaedon cochleariae (mustard beetle)
Lineage: Eukaryota; Metazoa; Arthropoda; Insecta; Coleoptera; Chrysomelidae
Source: the annotation of a GenBank genome assembly